AUGAAUUCUCCCAAAAUAAAUAAGAAUGUAUAAAUAACAUUGAAAACAAGAAAUAUUUUGAAUGGCUCUUUGAAAAUAAUAAAUCUUAACUUUUCCUUUCAGAGAAGAAAAAAAUAACUGAAACAACCGGUUAAUAUUAGUUUAAAUAUAAAAAGUAAAAUUUAGCAAUCAACUUUCAAUACAUGAUUAAGAAUCAUUGUUGGAUCAUGAUAAUUUUGAAAUUCCUCAUUAGAAUUGGAAGUUUUUGAGUGAAACAUCACUAUAAAGCGCAUAUUCAAUAAUUGAUGAAGGAAAUUAGAUAGAAGUUUACUGUAAUACAAAAGGGUGCUUUUAAUAUAUUACAUUAGAGACUAAGUAAUAUUUUUUGGAAGAUAUUAACAUUUAAAUAAAGAUGGCUUAUGGUAAACUUAAUAUUGUUUGAAAUAAUAACAAGAGUUUUUACCGAUGUAUAAGAUUUUCUACCUAAAAUAGAGGAGGUGGAUUAUAUAAAAAUAGUGUUAAAAUUGAUAAAUGGGUUGAACUACAUAAAAGUUUUGAAAGAGUAAUCCAAAUAGUUUUAAUUCGAUUAGGAUUAAUUUAUUAUAUUUUCAGGCUUUUAUGAAAAUGGUAUAAGGAUUGGUUUUUGGAAAAUUUUGGUUCUUGAAAAUCAAGUAUAGCAAAUGUAAGCAUUUAAUUUUUUAUCAAUUUAACAGCGGAGGAGGUUAUUUUGACCAUUAAAACGGGUUGAAAAAUGGAAUGUGGACUGAAUUGCAUGUCAAUUAUGAUAAGUAAAUUUUCAGAAGUAUAUAGGGAAUGUCAGGUUAUUACUACUGGAGAAUAUAAGGACGGUAUUAAGUAGGGAUAUUGGAAAAUUAAAUAAAAAACAAAAUUUUAUAAUAAAUUUUAUGUUAUGUAAAUGUAAAUAUUAAUUAAUUAGAGGAGGAGGAAAUUUUAAUAAUCAAGGUUAAAAAUAAGGGAAGUGGAUUGAUUUACAUUAGGAAUUCGAUAGGUUUUUUUUUUUUUAAUUUUAGUCUAUGUUAAGUAACGUAUUAAGGAGAUUAUGUUAAUGGUAUUAAAUUUGGUCUCUGGGAGGCUUAUAAUAAAAAUUAGAUAAUGUAUUUGAAACUAUUAUUUCAAAGAGCUUAAGGAGUUUAUGGAUAAGUUGGAGAGAAAAUUGGAAAGUGGACAGAAUUAAUUGAUAAUUAUUACGAGUAAAUUUAUUUUAAAUAAUUCAGACUAAAUUAAGUUUUUUAAAUAGGAAUUUAUGAAAAAGGAAAAAAAUCUAAACAAUGGAAAAUCGUAAUGUAGGAAAAUUAUAGCAAAAACAUCAUAAACAUGUAAUUCAAAUGUAUUUUAACAAAAAUAGUGGGGGAGGAACAUAUGAUAUAGAUGGUGAGAAAAUUGGAUUUUGGGUCGAGCCUCAUUUAAAUUUUUAUGAGUAAUCAUGAUGUUUAUAUCCACAGAGAUUGUUAAAUUAUAAUGACAGGUGAUUAUUAUCUUGGUCAAAGAAUAGGAAACUGGGAAAUUUAUUUGAGAAGAUACAAAUAAGAAUAAUAUAAAUCCAUGUAUCCCUAUAAUAAAACUAUGUUUUUAGAGGAGAAUAAAAUUACAAUUAGUCAGGUGUUAAAAUUGGAAGGUGGGAUGAAUUAGAAGGAUACUAUGACUUGUAUCAAUGCAAAAAUUAUUUUAGAAAUCACUAGCUAAUUAACUCUGGUAUUUAUGAAAAUGGGAAAAAACAUGGGAGAUGGGACAUAAAAUAUCGAAAGUGCCAAGAAGAAUUUGCAAUUAUGUAUUAGUUUUCAUUAAUUAGUGGGGGGGGUUGUUUUGAAUAUAAUGAAAAAAUUGGAAUGUGGUUGGAACCUAUAGAAUAUUUUAAUUAGUAAAUUUUAUUUAUUUAUUUAGAAAUAAAUUAAUAUUAUUUGAAGGAUGCUAUUAAAAAAAUAAAAUGUAUGGUUGGUGGAAUAUGUAUCGAAAAAAAAGUUAUGGAAAUGAAUUAAUGUAAAUAAUAUAACUGCUAUUUUAAUAAAAAUCAGAGGAGGAGGAUAUUAUGAAGAUUAGUACGGAACAAAAAAUGGGGUGUGGAAUGAAAUUGAAGAAAUUUCAGAAUUCCCAAAAGAACUUUCGGUUAUCUUCAGGUAAUAUUUAAAUGGCAUGAAAUUAUAUCCAAUUACAAAAUAGUUUAUAAUUUGA
Molecule: messenger RNA, 2169 nt
Organism: Paramecium octaurelia
Lineage: Eukaryota; Ciliophora; Oligohymenophorea; Peniculida; Parameciidae
Source: the annotation of a GenBank genome assembly